Messenger RNA from Chionomys nivalis (European snow vole), 2707 nucleotides. RefSeq names its product calcium/calmodulin dependent protein kinase II inhibitor 1 (gene Camk2n1). Gene Ontology annotation, molecular function: protein kinase binding; calcium-dependent protein kinase inhibitor activity. Gene Ontology annotation, biological process: negative regulation of protein kinase activity. The record is from RefSeq and is a predicted model, not a curated record. The coding region runs from base 1185 to 1421 and encodes 78 amino acids. The transcript has 2 exons. Lineage: Eukaryota; Metazoa; Chordata; Mammalia; Rodentia; Cricetidae.
UGGGGGGGAAGGGAGAGGCGUACCCACGGGUCGCCCCGGUGCACUGGGAUCUUCGGCCUCUGCAACUGGCCUCCAGGGAGGUCAGCAUCCGCGUCCUUUCCCGGCUUGUGCGUCCUCGGUCCCCUCCCCUCCCGCAGCCUCGGGUUCCCCUCGGGAGUCACAGCCCGCCGAGCCGGCGCGCUUAGGCUCCGGGUCGGGUAAACACCGCGCGGGAGGGGCGCGGGCCGAGAAGGGCGGGGCGCACCGGGGCCCCUCGGCGCGGGCCGGACGGAGGGGACAGGGGGCGGGGGCAGGAAGCCAGCCGCGGUCCGGCGCGGCCCCGUGACGUCGCUUGGCUUCCAGGGAUCUCUCCCCGAGGCCCACGGGUCCCCUCCUCCCGCCCUCCUCCGGCGCCUCGCUUCCAGCCUGGGCCGGCAUUCUGCUCGCAGCUUGCAGGCUGCUCCUCCGACCCUGCCUCCCUCUUCCCCGCUCUUCUCCCUUCUCCUUCCCUUUCCGACCCUCUGUUUCUCUCUCCUCACGCUUCUCUGCUCUGCCUCUCUGAUCCAGAUCUAGUCUCCCCCCUCUUUUCUUUUCUCUCUCCUUCCUCACCCCCUCCCGCCGCUCCCCCUGCCUCCCUCCGUCUUUCUGUUUUUCUCCCCGUCGCCCUCUCGGUUUCUUCCCUCCCUCCCUCCGGGUUUCCUCCCCCCCCCGCCCUCCCUCCUCCUCGCUCCCCUCCCCCUCGGCCGCUUGCAGCUCUCCAGUCCCCUAGUCGCUGCCGCCGCCCGCACCCGCGGCAGGACCGGCCCGCGCGCUCCCCGGGGUGCGCCCCCCUCGGUCCCGCGCCCUCCGGGCUCGCAGGGACACCCUCCUCCCCGCGCGUCGAGGCCCCGCCCGGCUCGGCCCCCGCCCCGCGCCCGAGCGCGCCGAGGAUGUGAGUCCUGCCCGCCGCCGCCGGAGCAGCCGCCACUCGCGCGCGGAGCCCGAGCGCAGCGCAGCUCAGCUGCGGGCGCUCGCUGGGUCGCUCGCGCGGGCUGCGCGCUCCUGCCCCAAGCGGUGUCCCCCGGCCUCUCGCCGGCCCCAGCGCCGCGGCAGCCCCGAGGGCCGUCCCCGGCCGGCCAUCCCCGGCCCCAGCGCCGCUGACCCUGUCCUCCGCGGGCGGGGACGCGGGCGGAGGAGGUGCCGCCUCGGAGCCCCCGGACGCGACCAUGUCGGAGGUGCUGCCCUACGGCGACGAGAAGCUGAGCCCCUACGGCGACGGCGGCGACGUGGGCCAGAUCUUCUCGUGCCGCCUGCAGGACACCAACAACUUCUUCGGCGCCGGGCAGAACAAGCGGCCGCCCAAGCUGGGCCAGAUCGGCAGGAGCAAGCGCGUUGUUAUUGAAGAUGAUAGGAUUGAUGACGUGCUGAAAAAUAUGACCGACAAGGCACCUCCUGGUGUCUAACUGCCCCAAAGACAAUGAGUUGAGGGAAAGAAAAAGAAGAGUGGCGGGCCGUAACAGUUAUUGACAAAAGCAUGAGGAGGAGAAAGCACUUUGAAAUUUAUUAUUAGAUUGCUACCUACGAUGAAAUCAACAACCUGUGUCUCAUGUCAGGCCGGGAGACAGAUGAGGUGGGAGGAAGAGGAGGAGAAGGCUCUGGGCUCCUCUACAAAAAUAAAAGUUAAAAAAAAACCGACAUAAAAAAAAUCACUAUAUGCACACAUAUAAAGAAAAAAUCACUGUAUACACACAUAUAAAGAAAAAAGUCUCAGUUGCGGCUAUUUGUCAGAAUCAAUACCUGUUUCUUUUUAUAUAUGGUAAAUAUUGUGCAAUUCUCGAUCUGGAGUUUGAACCACUUCCUGAAGCAGCAGCGAGUACUUGAAGGUGCUUGCCGUCUCUGCUGAUUUGGCUGUUCCCAAUGUUUACAUUAUUUAAUCUUGCAGAAAUGAUCCUGUGCACUUGGAUGUGACAUGCUGUCCAGUUUUAUUAUUUUUUUAAAAAUGUUGUUUAUUCUUGGAUGUACAAAAGAAAAUCGGGGAAAACGAUCUCUGUAGAAACCAUUUUACUUGGGUCACCUUCUGGAGUUCUCGGACAUGCGUUUCAGAGCAGAAGGGAACUUUUCUGUGGACCGACGCUGAAGGAGAAUCCUUGUCUUGUUUUAAAGAGGUGGACUGUGCAGCUUGUGUUUCCUUGUUGCAGCAAAGCUUUUUGCCCGGGUUAAACUCCAACAACACGUUUUAUAUGUCAGAAAGAAAAAAAAGACAAAGAAAAAUAAUGCUUGAGUAUUUUCUAACCUCCCCUGGAGUCUGUUGUGUGAGCCCCCUCUUUCAUUCCCAAACAGUGUGUCACUUUAUUCUCUUUAAUGAACUGUAAAAAACAAAAAAUCAAAUGUAAUCACAAGAGUGCCAAAUAUCCUGAAACGCCAAAAGGCAUUUUGGUUUCUUUUUUCCCCUGUGCUCUGAGUCCAUGUGCAGGAAUGCUCGGAGUGUUGCUCCUGUUGUUUGUAGGGUUCUCUUAAGGCUCGCCAGUUGCCUGUUUGCAUGGUAUUUGCAAAAAAAAUGCCUCUUGCGUGAGGAAUCUUUUACCAUCUUUUUUUUUUUUUUUUGGUUUGUUUGCAACUUUGGACCUCAAGGGGUCCCCACCCCCAGUUCCUUCUUUUCUUGGUUUCACAUUCUGUAUGUUGCACCUUGAACCCGCACACAGGGCUAUUUCUCCAAUGUACAAUAAAGAACUCUUCCUGUGUCUCUCUC